This is a messenger RNA of Penicillium samsonianum, 222 nucleotides long. RefSeq lists its product as uncharacterized. The record is from RefSeq and is a predicted model, not a curated record. The transcript has a single exon. NCBI's taxonomy places the organism in Eukaryota, Fungi, Ascomycota, Eurotiomycetes, Eurotiales, Aspergillaceae. Bases 1 to 222 code for a protein of 73 amino acids.
AUGCAGAACAUCCAGAUACUGGAGGAGGCGGCGUUUAUUAUGGACCUGGCUGAGGCCAUAAUGGGACAGACACAUAUUCAGCAGCUCCCGACGGGAACCAUCCUACAGGGUCUCGAGCAGCGAAUGGACGCUCUUGCGCAAGAAAUGAUCGAUCUGGGGGUUGAAGAUGUUCAUGAUGGCCGGAUCGCUGAGGCAAUCUGGGAGGCCACAUGGGAACCCUAG